AUGAAGGGGGAAGUUGUUCCAAUGACGGGGGAAGUUGUUCCCAUGACGGGGGAUGUUGUUCCGACGAUGGGGGAAGUUGUUCCAAUGACGGGGGAUGUUGUUCCAAUGACGGGGAAUGUUGUUCCGAUGACGAGGCAUGUUGAUCCGUCAACGGGGGAUGUUGUUCCAAUGACGGGGAAUGUUGUUCCGAUGACGAGGCAUGUUGAUCCGUCAACGGGGGAUGUUGUUCCAAUGACGGGGAAUGUUGUUCCGAUGACGAGGCAUGUUGAUCCGUCAACGGGGGAUGUUGUUCCAAUGACGGGGAAUGUUGUUCCGAUGACGAGGCAUGUUGAUCCGUCAACGGGGGAAGUUGGUCCGUUAACGGGGGAAGUUGGUCCGUCAACGGGGGAUCAACAUCUCACUUCCCCCAUCACUGGAACAAACGUCCCCGUCAUUUGA
Meloidogyne enterolobii is the source of this 438-nucleotide messenger RNA. The record is from the annotation of a GenBank genome assembly. Lineage: Eukaryota; Metazoa; Nematoda; Chromadorea; Rhabditida; Meloidogynidae.